This is a messenger RNA of Acaulospora colombiana, 1010 nucleotides long. The record is from the annotation of a GenBank genome assembly. Lineage: Eukaryota; Fungi; Glomeromycota; Glomeromycetes; Diversisporales; Acaulosporaceae.
GACCAAGAUACCAGAUGACGUCAUAAAUAAAGUUGAGAUUCCUCAUACUGAUCUGAUUUUCGAGUACGAGGAUUCCUACAAAGAAAAGUUUAAUAAGCUAGAUGUUGAAUCACAGUUGAAGAUAAGCAUUCUCUCGGGUUUACUCUCUUUGGAAGGGUCGGGGAAAUAUUUAAAAGAUGUGAAAAGUAGUUCCAAAUCUGUGAAGGGCACUCUGAUAUACAGAAUGUCUUCGGUCCAAGAAAGUUUAAAUAUUAAUCAUGAUGAUGUCAAGACAUACAUUGCUACGGACGCUUUUAAUAUCCAAGGUGCUACGCAUGUUGUAACAGGCAUAAAGUGGGGAGCCACCAUGAUGUCAUCAUUUGAGUGUAAGAAUAGAAACAUAAGGAAUAAGUCGAAAAUUGAAGGAAUCCUUAAGGCCAACUUGGAAAAGGUUUCCACGUGCAUUGGUGCUUCCAUAGGAGUCGAUGCAGGUGUUAAAGAAGAACGAUUGGAAUUUUCGAAUCACUUUUCAAUAAAGAUUCACGGGGACGUUAUUCCCGAUAAUAAGAAACUCCCUCAGUCCUUCGACGAAGCAAAAGAAAUUCUGACCGAGCUCCCUCUGUACGUCAAAAAAUAUAAUUGCGGGAAAGGAGUGCCCAUUGAAUUCACACUUUAUCCAUUGUCCGAACUUGCAAGGAAAUUCAAGCACACCAUUACUAUUGGAAGCAUUAUAACGGAAUUAAACGAACAAACGAUUUUAAGAGUGGAGCAAAUUUUUGAUGAUUUCCUUAAAUCGAAAAAGAUGUUGAAUGAUUUACGUGAUGAAGCCAGAUCCAUAUCCGAUCACAUACUUGACGUGACUUUGCACAUAAUCGAGAAGCGCGUGCAGGAUACCAAAAUAGAGGAAACGAAUUUCAGGAAUAAACUCGCUGAUAGUCUUAUUUUGGUGCGUUCUGGCAGAUGCAAUAUCAAUGAAAUCGAACGAAGGAUAUCUGAUUUCCAGAAGAGCAUACUAUCCGAUGAAUCUAUUG